Molecule: messenger RNA, 437 nt
Organism: Suillus clintonianus
Lineage: Eukaryota; Fungi; Basidiomycota; Agaricomycetes; Boletales; Suillaceae
Exons: 3
Coding region: 1-327 (108 amino acids)
Source: RefSeq, a predicted model, not a curated record
AUGUCCCAAUGGAUUCCCUUCGCCACUGUCACUCCGCAAUCUUCUCAACAGAAUGGCGCAUUGCCCCCAAUGCCUUCGACAUCACAACCUAUUCCACCUGCGCAGCCGACGAAUUUCCCUGAAGCAACAUGUAUCAGUGGAAGCGCUGGCAGCCGCGAGCUCUGGUAUGAAUUCGGUAUCGACAUUAUCGGUGAAGACAACAAGACCACCAUCCACCACAAAGUCGCUGCCCACGUAGAGGCCAUCCCAACAUCCACCUCUCUUCCUCCCAACAUCCAGGCGAACUCCAGAAGAGCCAUGACACUGGGGCAGAACUGCACUCCCUGAGCUCUUCAAUGAAUGACAUUCAUGACACGCUCAGUGGCUCGGUCCCAAAACCUACCACACUUCCCCCAAUUGCUCCCUCCCAUGCGUUCACAACAAGCCUCAACCACCUC